This is a messenger RNA of Besnoitia besnoiti, 2559 nucleotides long. Its product is annotated as glutamate 5-kinase domain-containing protein. Lineage: Eukaryota; Apicomplexa; Conoidasida; Eucoccidiorida; Sarcocystidae. The record is from RefSeq and is a predicted model, not a curated record. Gene Ontology annotation, molecular function: ATP binding; glutamate 5-kinase activity; RNA binding. The transcript has 7 exons. The coding region runs from base 1 to 2559 and encodes 852 amino acids. Gene Ontology annotation, cellular component: cytosol; cytoplasm.
AUGAUGGCUGAUGACCUCGCAUCAUCAGCACCCAACGACCGACGGUACUCUCUCUGCGCUGACAGAGACUGUGGCCGGGAGUCGUUUUCCACGUCCCCGAGGCGGAGACAUGCAAAGGCUCAAGGAUCACACUGCGAGGGGGCAGAGGGAAAGAGACGCUGUGAAGAGCAAAAGGAAGAAGGGAGUCCGUCGCUGUGCCCGGCUCCUGCGACUGCAGCGAAAUCUGGCUGUCUAGUGGUCGUGAAAAUCGGCACCAGCACUCUGCUGACUGUUGCAAAAGGACGCAUGUGCAUGAAUCUCUCCAACCUCGGGAGGUUCGUUGACACGAUCUGCGAACUCCGAGCGCGAGGUCACACGGUGAUUAUCGUCUCGAGCGGGGCUGUCGGCGCCGGCUGCGUCACACUGAGACUCAGAGAGAGGCCUGAGCAUCUGAACAUGAAGCAAGCUCUGGCGGCCGUCGGGCAGUGCCGGCUGAUGCGGCUCUACGAAGACUUGUUCAGCAUCCGUGAGGAGAAGGUGGCUCAGAUGCUGGUCUCGCGGCACGACUUGCUCCAACAGAAGUCCUAUCAAAACUUCCGCUCCGCCCUCAAAGCUCUGCUGGCGCUCGAUGCCAUUCCGAUCAUCAACGAGAAUGACACUCUCGCGACCGAGCAACUGCGCUUCGGAGAUAACGAUACACUCUCCGCGCACAUCGCUGUGGCGGUCGACGCCCACUGGCUGUUCAUCCUAACUGACGUCGACUGUCUGUUUGACCGAAAUCCUCACAAACACGCAGACGCGCGCCCCGUGGCCCUGGUAGACCGCCUGACAGACGUGUAUGCGUUCCUCUCGGAUGGCGACUGCGGCGCGUGGGGGACUGGCGGUAUGCACACGAAGAUCAUCGCCAGCAAGCUGGCAACGAAUGUGGGCGUUCACGUCGCGAUUUCCAACGGCCAGCAUCCAGAAAGAAUUCUCGACAUACUCGCGUACGCGCAGCAGCGAGACGGCACCCCGCACCCCCUGGAGGAGGCUGCGCUGCCUCGCCUCUCCCUCUUCCCGAUGCGCGCGCCGAUGCGACAGGAGACCGGAGACGCCUGCGCCCAGGCCCGGGCUGCUGAGUCCGCGGAGGCUGCGGCCUGCAGACGAGAAGACGCAGCGGCCACCGGACGGCUAGAGGAAAAGAAGGGGAAAAAGAAGGGCGAAUGGUCCCCGACCAAGAGAAAGGGACAAGGCGGAGAACAGGAAGGCAACGGCGCCUUCGUGGAGACCGCGGCCGGCGGGGGAAUACCGGGAAUGGAGACAUGGCGACGCGACCCCGCCGCCGGUUGUGCGAAGGAAGGACAAGAAGAGGCACGAGCCGCGAAGGCCAUAGACAACGCGAGAGAUUCUCAUCUCCCUGCAGAUGCUUCGCCGUCAUUUUCAGCUUCGGUGGACGUCGGAGCGAGGCAGAGUUCCGCGUGGGAUGUUGGCGAGGCCGCAGACGAACGAAGAAGCCGAGCGAUUUUCGAAAAAGCAGACAAAGAGGACAUGGGGCCCGGUCAAGGCGGAGGAGACAAAACGAAGAAAGAAAGUGUGGGGAGUGGGCACGAACCAACCGACGACUGCACUCCAAAACUGCGCGCCACUGGAGGGCAGCCCUUUCCUUCUCUUUUGAUCUGUGACAGUAUUCAGCAGAUGCCGUUUCUUGGGACUAUUUUUAUAGCGAAAGAUCGGCGUUCGCACAAAAAGGGCGAUACUCGGGGCUGGAUCUUGUCUUUGCCUGUUCGCGGAAAAAUCUUUAUCGACCCAGGCGCAGUCGCGGCUCUUGUGCAGCAGAAAAAAUCUCUCUUUGCAGCAGGUGUCCGGCACGUAGCGGGCAACUUCGCGGCGAACGAGUGCGUGGCCGUCUACGUCACAAGUUUUUCUCGCGGGGGCUCCAAGCGUCUCGCAGGUCAAUUUCCAGGGGCGAAGAGCUAUCCGACACUGGCAGACGCCGCCGCGCAGUCAGGGAGCUGUAAACGGGAGGCGUCUGCUUUGGGGCGGAAAACCAGCAAAGGCGGGCAGAGCCGCGUGGAUCUAACCAGCCUUGACAAGGUGCAGCAGACAGCAAGUGUCGAGGAUGAGCCAGGUUGGGUCGAUUCCGGGGCUCCCGACACGCUCGAGUCGCCUCCCCGAAGCAAUGUCUCUGCGUCGGCCGCAAACGGCCCCUCUGCUCGCUCGGCGAUCUCGAAUGGUCUCGUGCCGCCUGCCCUGGCUUCCAGCGACGCGACAAGAGACGGGGAGACGGCUGCCGAGCGAGCCGUCGAGACUUCUGAUUCACUGUAUGCGUCCACCGGACUGGGCUUUUCGGCGCCCUCGUGCCCCAUGGAAUGCCUUGAGAUCGCACGGUGCAUCUCCAACGUCAGCAGUGCGGAGCUGAAGACGAUUAAAGGCCGAAAGAGCAGCGAGUUCCGCGACCUCCUUGGAUACGCCGUCGAUGAGGAAGUCGCCCACCGCCAGCACAUAGUCUUCACGUUUAUGAACGGGCACGAGGCCCUGAAAAACUUUUGCCUCUGCAAAAAUCCGAGCCAAGAGCGCGAAGAGGCUACAGAGCCGGUGUAG